CACUUUCUAGAGGUGAGAUUUGGGUGAGCUUGAUGGGAUCUUCCGCAAGUACUCCUCGUCAUUCUCUGCUGAUCGAAUCUUUGCGGAAUGCUGGGAUAAAACCCUUAGAAACUACUGCCGCUUCCUGUUCUUGGACGUUGAACGACUAUAUAAAUCAGAGUCAUGUUUCCUCACGAUGGCAGCAAAACGGUCGUCCCAUUCCUUUGUGUAUUGAAUUCCUUAGGUCCAUUAUUGUUGAAUUCGCUCGAUUGGAGUCCAUUGGAAUAAAGCAUGGAUUCAUCGGACCUGAGCAUUUCGACAUCGACGACGACGGCAGACUCAAGGUCGUCAAAAUUCCACCACCUACUAGUCUAAUGAGAGAAGUAACGGCCAGCGAUAGGACAUACAGGGAAGUAAUUCGAGAAAAUCUGGUUUUAAAAUUACUUGGCGACCCAAACACGUAUGGAGCUGAAGAGUACAGGCACUUUGUUCAAAGUAUAACCUCAAUAAAUCUGUUUAAGAACCUGUGGUAUCAUCCUUCAUUGCAGUCAUCAAUGGAAAAGUUCCAUUUCCCCCUUGAUGCCAAGAUUUGGCUUAAUUGCCAUGAUCUUUGUCGCGAGUGGAAAAAUAAGUGGAGAAACAUGUCCAACAAAGAUAGGCCGUAUUACAAAUAUACUAUGGAAGAGCUGAAAGAGAAGAUCGGAGCUUACUCAAACGGUUUUCUUCGUGUUGUUUUGGAUAUGGAAACGGAAACAAAAGAGAAAGAAAGACUUCAUGAAAUAAGAGCUGAGCAACGGCCGGAAUAUUUGAGAAAAGAGAAGAAGCAAAAGAAUAGAGUUGACGUGGUCACAAUAUUUAAAAUAGUAAGGAAUAUUACCAUUCGCAUAGUUGAGACGCUCAGGAAAGCUGGAGAAGAAGUUAUGACUCAAUUACAAGUCGUAAAAGCUCUUCAAGAAUUAUUCCCUGGGUUUCUCCUCGAUUUGUAUGAUUUUCUUGUGCGCAUUGACAAUGCCAACUUGGGAUUCCUGUAUGUACCAUCCAUAACGGCCAGUCAGUAUUGAGGUAUUGGCAAGCAGUUAAAUGGUGAGACCUCAGGAAGAAGGAAGAAAAAAAAACAUUGCCAAUAUAGAUGCUUUAUUUGCAACUAGGAGGACUAUACUUCAGCUAGACUUACUUCGGUCACCUGGCCUGGCCAUAAAAACGUUUGUCAUGGAUAAUAGCAGUUUAGACUUGAUUUUUAUCAGUUUGUGUAAUAGCAAGUUUGCUUAUAGAGGUGAAAUCACUCCUUACAAUCAUAGAAAAAUUAGUGUGAAUCGUAAAAAUUGAGGAUUGUAAUUUAAUUAUGACGCCCAUAUUGAUUUGCUUAGUUGUUUAUUUUUUCAUUGAGGAUUGUAAUUUAAUUAUGAUGCCAAUAUUAAUUUGUUUUUCCUUUCUUUUAAAAAAAAUAAAUAAAAAAA
Molecule: messenger RNA, 1436 nt
Organism: Rosa rugosa (rugosa rose)
Lineage: Eukaryota; Viridiplantae; Streptophyta; Magnoliopsida; Rosales; Rosaceae
Exons: 5
Coding region: 33-1040 (335 amino acids)
Source: RefSeq, a predicted model, not a curated record